Gopherus evgoodei (Goodes thornscrub tortoise) is the source of this 1881-nucleotide messenger RNA. It is a transcript of the gene FBXO4, whose product is annotated as F-box protein 4. The coding region runs from base 1 to 1158 and encodes 385 amino acids. The record is from RefSeq and is a predicted model, not a curated record. Gene Ontology annotation, biological process: SCF-dependent proteasomal ubiquitin-dependent protein catabolic process; protein polyubiquitination. Gene Ontology annotation, molecular function: protein binding. NCBI's taxonomy places the organism in Eukaryota, Metazoa, Chordata, Testudines, Testudinidae. Gene Ontology annotation, cellular component: SCF ubiquitin ligase complex. The transcript is spliced from 7 exons.
AUGGCAGCGGGCAACGCCGGGCACUGGGGCCGCCUGGAGUCCGUCCUGCGCAGCAGCCUCCGCCUCCUCCGGGACAGGCGGGCCCAGGGGCCGGGGCAGGCGGCGGCCGCGGCCACAGAGCGGCCGAGCAGUGGCAUCCAGGAGGCUUGCGAAGAGGUUUGCGCCCUGCAGGCGCUGCCGAUUGAUGUGCAGUUAUACAUUAUGUCAUUUCUCUCACCUCAAGACCUGUGCCAUUUGGGAAGCACAAAUCAGUACUGGAGUUUAACUGUGCGGGAUCCAUUGUUAUGGCGAUAUUUUCUCUUGCGGGAUCUCCCUUCUUGGUCUUCUGUUGACUGGAAAUCACUUCCAGAUGUGGAAAUCUUUAAGAAUUCAUUUUCUGAGUUAAAUGAUAAUGCACUGUAUGACUACAUGACAAUAUACAAAAAGAGCUGUCCUCCGAGUAGACACUUGAAACCAAGCCGUCCCACAUACGGAGCUCUGACUACCUUCCUUGUACAAUCACUGAUCACGCAAGCAGAACCUCGCUUUGCCCUUUUUGGACCAGGUUUAGAAGAGUUGGAUGAAUCUUUGGUGCGAAGAAUGAUGACUUGCCCAGAAAUUUUGCCUGUAGCUGGCUUACCUCAAAGACAAAUCCAUGGGAUUGGAUCAGGAGUCAGUUUCCAAUUUAAUAGCCAUCGAAUUUUCAAUAUUCUGACAUUGUAUUCAACUACCAGCAUGGAAAGGAAGAGAGCAAGAACAGAGCAAACUGUUACAGUCAAUAAGAUGUUUUACCAAGAAAACAGCAUAGGGGGGAAUCAACAAGCAGUACACUACAAUGUAAUUGCUCAAGUUAAAAAGGUGUGCGAAGUAGCUGAUGGAUUCAUCUAUGUUGCUAAUGCGGAAGCUCAUAAAAAACAUGACCGUCAAGAUGAAUUUGCUCGUAUUUUGGCAAUGAUAGAUCCAACUCUUGGGCCUCCAAACAGACCUGUACUGGUUUUAUCCUGCAUCUCUGAAGUUGGCAUUAAAAGAAUCCCCUGUGUUCACAUGGCACAUCAACUGCAAUUAAAUCUGCUAAGCCAACCAUGGAUGGUGCAAGACACUGUAGCUGCUACUUUAAGUGGACUGUUAAAUGGAAUUCAGUGGAUACUGGGAGAAGUUGAAUGUAAAAAUGCACAAUGAUCAAACUUGCUUAGUCAUACUAUAUAGACUUUGUCAUUUGCAAAGAGUAUGAAGUGAACAUUUCGCCCUGAUGUUGUAGUGACCAAUAAGAGAUUUAAAAGGCAGCCCUCUGUGAUUGCAAACAUUUUAAUAAUCAACAUUCUUCCAAAUAUAGACUUGAAUUAUAAGUGAAAGCAAGUUUGACUGGAUAUCAACAUUUGACAAAGAAAGGGGUUUGAUUUUUUUUUUUAAUUUGGGGCCUUUAUAAUGCUUUUCAUUCUCAGCAUAUUCUAUAAUAUAAAACAUUCUGCAAAGAUUUAUCCCUGAUUAGCUUAAUGCCAGAACAACCCUCUCACGUAGGUGUACGUCAUGCCAGAUUUAUGAAGCAUACUACAUGGAGAUCCCCGAUGACAUAGGCAGCCAUCUCCUAUAUAGUGUGUAUUCCUUAAAUGGCCAACAAGAGAAGAGACAUGCCUUGUACCACAAUGUGCACAUAACUGAUCACCUACUGUGUCAGGUCUCCCAAAAGGGACACAUCAUAUUUGAUAUUUGUUCCAGACACUGAUCCCAGACUAGCUCCCGAAAAGGAAAAAAUAAUUCUCUCUAGCACCAUUGUUUAGGGAAAAGAGGUAAACAUAAAGGGGGAUCAUAAAGCUUAGACCAAAAUUUUUAAAAAUGAACAUUUGAUUGACUUUUUUCCUAUGUGUUCUUCAUGACAUUAAUAAAGCUUAGCUGUGUCUGCUU